GUCACAUGUUUCCUUUGUUGUGAGCUGCUGCAAAAACUGGUGGCUGGAGGAGAGGCCGGCGCAGGAGAGUGCGCUGCGCCGCCGGCCGCUGAGUGACCGCGGGGCCCGCCGCUACUGGCCGCUUCCAGCCUUUGCUGAGAGGUGUGGAAAUUAAAGCAACACAAAUUUUGACUGGGGCUUUGGUCAACAAAUGCUAAAAAGCCACAUAAAGAAGAUCCCCAACAGUCAUUUCUCAACAAUUAUAUAGUCAACUGAUGUAACAAUGGUACUAAUAUUGGGACGCAGACUAAACAGAGAGGAUCUUGGGGUGCGUGAUUCCCCAGCCACUAAGCGUAAAGUUUUUGAAAUGGACCCUAAAUCUCUGACAGGUCAUGAGUUUUUUGACUUCUCUUCAGGAUCAUCCCAUGCUGAAAACAUACUCCAGAUAUUUAAUGAAUUCCGAGAUAGCCGCUUGUUCACAGAUGUUAUCAUUUGUGUGGAAGGAAAAGAAUUUCCUUGCCACCGAGCUGUUCUCUCAGCCUGUAGUAGCUACUUCAGAGCUAUGUUUUGUAAUGAUCACAGGGAAAGCCGAGAAAUGUUGGUUGAGAUCAAUGGUAUUUUAGCUGAAGCUAUGGAAUGUUUUUUGCAGUAUGUUUAUACUGGAAAGGUGAAGAUCACUACAGAGAAUGUACAAUAUCUCUUUGAAACAUCAAGCCUCUUUCAGAUUAGUGUUCUCCGUGAUGCAUGUGCCAAGUUCUUGGAGGAGCAACUUGAUCCUUGUAAUUGCUUAGGAAUCCAGCGCUUUGCUGAUACUCAUUCACUCAAAACACUCUUCACAAAAUGCAAAACUUUUGCAUUACAGACUUUUGAGGAUGUGUCCCAGCAUGAAGAAUUUCUUGAGCUUGACAAAGAUGAACUUAUUGAUUAUAUUUGUAGUGAUGAACUUGUAAUUGGUAAAGAGGAGAUGGUUUUUGAAGCCGUCAUGCGUUGGGUCUAUCGUGCUGUCGAUCUAAGAAGACCACUGUUACAUGAGCUCCUGACACAUGUGAGACUUCCUCUGUUGCAUCCCAACUACUUUGUUCAAACAGUUGAGGUGGACCAAUUGAUCCAGAAUUCUCCUGAGUGUUAUCAGUUAUUGCAUGAAGCAAGACGGUACCAUAUACUUGGGAAUGAAAUGAUGUCCCCAAGGACUAGGCCACGCAGGUCCACUGGCUAUUCUGAGGUGAUAGUUGUCGUUGGAGGAUGUGAACGAGUUGGAGGCUUUAAUCUUCCGUACACUGAAUGCUAUGAUCCUGUAACAGGAGAAUGGAAAUCUUUGGCUAAGCUUCCAGAAUUUACAAAAUCAGAGUAUGCAGUAUGUGCUCUAAGGAAUGACAUUCUUGUUUCAGGUGGAAGAAUCAAUAGCCGUGAUGUCUGGAUUUAUAACUCACAGUUAAAUAUUUGGAUCAGAGUUGCCUCUCUAAACAAAGGCAGAUGGCGUCACAAAAUGGCUGUCCUCCUUGGUAAAGUAUAUGUUGUUGGAGGCUAUGAUGGGCAAAACAGACUUAGCAGCGUAGAAUGUUACGAUUCCUUUUCAAAUCGAUGGACUGAAGUUGCUCCCCUUAAAGAAGCAGUGAGUUCUCCUGCAGUGACUAGCUGCGUAGGCAAAUUGUUUGUGAUUGGUGGAGGACCUGAUGAUAAUACUUGUUCUGAUAAGGUUCAAUCUUAUGAUCCAGAAACCAAUUCUUGGCUACUUCGUGCAGCUAUUCCAAUUGCCAAGAGGUGUAUAACAGCCGUAUCCCUAAACAACCUGAUAUAUGUUGCUGGCGGACUGACGAAGGCAAUAUACUGUUACGAUCCAGUUGAAGAUUACUGGAUGCAUGUACAGAAUACAUUCAGCCGACAGGAAAACUGUGGUAUGUCUGUGUGUAAUGGUAAAAUAUAUAUCCUGGGUGGAAGACGGGAAAAUGGAGAAGCCACAGACACUAUUCUCUGUUAUGAUCCUGCAACAAGUAUCAUCACAGGGGUAGCUGCAAUGCCCAGGCCAGUGUCCUAUCAUGGUUGUGUGACUAUUCAUAGAUACAAUGAGAAAUGCUUUAAGCUCUGAAGCUGGAUACCUCACCCAAGAAGCCACACCGAUCCAAGAUGAGAUGUUUUUAAAACUCCAGAGUGCGAACUUAUCUCCUUUGUACCAUAUGCAAAAAAUAGUAAAAAUAACAAUUUGGUGCCUUUCUCCCCCAAAUAUCAGUCUUUCAAACUGUAAUAAAGCCUUUCCUAUAAUCAAAAAAAAAAAUUCUUUUUGUUAAGGGUAAUGGUGGUUGUUGCUUGGCCUUUGAGAUGUACCUUUUUAAGUGUUUGUAAGAAGCCUAUGUGGAGUAGAAAAUAAUGUCUGUCUACGUAUCUUUUAGGAACUUAUGAGUAGUCUCUUCUUUAAUGUAUGUUUAUCUGCAAGACUGUAUAUUCCUUAUUUUGUCCUAUAUGUAGAAAAUUGCAUGACUUGAGGCUUCAUUUAGGUUGAAUCAAUGUUCAGAAUGCAUUCUAAGGGGAAAAAAAUCAGUUUUAAAAAAUUUUGUCACUCACGAAGUAUAUCUAAACUGAUUAAUUCUAUGAAGGUUUUUCCUCUGUAAUUGAUAAAAAUAUAAUGACAAUGCACAUAUCAUAAAAUACUAAUUGUGACUUCAUUCUUAGAAUUGCUGUCUGUUAAACAUGUUUUGCAUGAGGGAGGGGGGUAGGUACAAGAUACAAAAAAAUAAGUUCUCCUAAAAGGGGGAUUUAAAUUAAAGGUUAAUUCCUCAGAAAAAAUUAAAUAACCAUUGAAGGAAAAAUGACCCACUGUGGCUCUCAAAGUAUUUAUGCAUCAUCUCUAAAUCCCCUAAGGAAGCUCCUUUUCUUGAAUCUGACAAAUGAGUUGAAAUCCAUUUUGCAAUAUUGUGAAAAACAAGGACAGGUUUUCUCCCUAGCCCAGUAGGGUUUGGUCUCAUUAGUAUGGCACUUGGGUGAGGACCUUUUCUUUGGGUUAUCCUAUUUUCUUGUGAAGAGCUGAAGAUCCUGAGAGUCUCUACUGUUAAGGUACCUUUAAUAGGAUAAAGCAGGGACCAGCUAUCUCAGUGGGUCCAUUUUUCUUUUAAAGUUAGCUGUCUGAAAAAAACUUAGCAGUAGUUCCCAUCUUCUAAGAUAAGUCUUUCAUUUGGUACCCAUGGUGUAAAAUAGUGAUCAACAUUUUCAAGCUUCUAUACAACAAACUGCUUUCAUCUAGAUUUCUCAACUCCAGUUUAUAAAGCUUAUCAGUUUUCAGAGACAAAUGUAAAGUUUUUUUCUAAGGCAAAUAGAUAGAUAUGGCAGGAACUAUAGCAUAAGUGAUUAUCAUGAGUCUGGGUGGACACCUAAUAAUUUACAACAUUUUAGGGAUGUUCCAGGUAGCUUGCUCUAUUUUGACUUCCCAGUCACUAUUGUCUCUCACAUUAUAAUUGUAUAUUCCUUGUCAUAGGAGAGAUGAUGCAAAUAUGUGAUUAUAGUGUCUCCAGAUUUCUGUUAAAACCAAGGUUGUAAUCAAAAUCUAACAUUAGUAAACUUUUUCUCAGCUUAGAAUGAUACAGAGAUUUCAAAUAGACAUUGGAAACUUUAAUCCUUUAAUACUUAGCUAGAAUCUAAAUUCUGAGGAAAACUCUGAAAAACUUACAAAUUUGGGGGCAAUUUUUAUUUUUUAAAUCAUAAUUUUAAAAUGAUAUAUACCUUUUUAUGAUAAGUAUCAGAUCAAUUCAGAAAACAAUUUUCCAUUAUUUUAGUUGAAAGAUAGUUGUAGGUGCAAUUGGUAUACUUUAAUUUUAGAGUAAACAUUGACUUCUGCAUUAUACUUUUAUAGAUAAUAGAAUCUAUUUAGUUCAGAAGUUAUUUAUAGUAAAUGAGACAAUGUAUGAAAAAGUGUUUUGUAAAUGCUGAGGAUUAUACAAAUGAUAGUUGUUAUUUUUCAUGUGUAUUUGUAAGAUCUUGCCCAUUCAUAAAUACAGAUAUUUCACAUAAAAAAGACUUUCUCAAGAUAACUUUGUAUUCUAGUAUUUUUGUCUAUUAUGAUAGUAUUAACUAUUUACUUUUAUUUUGUUAUACAUCUAUUUUUAAUAUCCAUGUGUUUAUUAUAGUAAAUUUGAAAUGAGAUCCUAAAAAAUUUGUUUAAACACAGACCUCAUAGCAAUAUUGUUUAAUUUCUUUCUCUACAUAAUUUAAAACUACAUAAUUAAGUAGUUGUAAUUUAUGUUGAAGGCCACCAAAAACUUAGCUUGAAUUUUAGAAAAUUUAAGUAAUUUUUAAAGUUACCCAAAUCUUUUUUUUUUUUUUU
Microcebus murinus (gray mouse lemur) is the source of this 4291-nucleotide messenger RNA. It is a transcript of the gene KLHL24, whose product is annotated as kelch like family member 24. Lineage: Eukaryota; Metazoa; Chordata; Mammalia; Primates; Cheirogaleidae. The record is from RefSeq and is a predicted model, not a curated record. Gene Ontology annotation, molecular function: protein binding.